This is a messenger RNA of Papilio polytes (common Mormon), 599 nucleotides long. RefSeq lists its product as uncharacterized. Lineage: Eukaryota; Metazoa; Arthropoda; Insecta; Lepidoptera; Papilionidae. Bases 66 to 599 code for a protein of 177 amino acids. The transcript is spliced from 4 exons. The record is from RefSeq and is a predicted model, not a curated record.
UUAUCAAAAGUUACGUUUAAAACGUCUUACAUGUUCAUUAAAAUUUCAAGAAAUUCAUAGUAAAUAUGUUUAAACAUUACAGGGAGUUGCAGGACGUGGUUUCUCUACUGGUUUAUUGUACAUCCGACAAAUCUUUUCUGUUAUUAAAAGAGACCAGUGGCGAAUAUUGGAUCCCAUCGAUUAAAUCAGAGAAAAAUUCAUGGAAAAUGUCAGCAUAUAAGUUACUGUUUGAGUUGUUCGGCAUGGAGAGCGGGACGCAGCUCUCCCCGCUUCGCGUGAGCAAGGUGUGGCUGCCGGCGCACCCCGCGCCCUGCGUCUACCACGCGGUAUAUAAACUCACCAUCAGAGCUGAUGCCAAGAAACGAUUGAAAGUGAAACCUAGCGUGCGGUACCGCCUGCAGUGGGUAGGCGAGUCGGAGCUGGGGCGGCUGCAGGCGCACUGCGCGCUCUGUUCAACAGCUUGUUAUUAUGUGCAGUGCAACUUGCGCGGCAAGCUGAUCUCUGUGUUCUCGUCGUCGCGGUACUGCGGCGGCGACAACGACUCGGGCGUGGUGCUGCUGCAGGCGGGCAAGCUGCGCCUCAUCAGACUCAGCGACUAA